CGGCCGCACUUCCGCCUUGGUGUCAGUGGGUCGCGGGCCUGCGGGGCGGGGGCGGGGCGGGCAGCGGAGCUCGGUCGGCGCUGGAAGGAUCGCGGUCCAGAUCUCCAGUGCCUAUUGGAUUUUUACCUUAGAAAGUUCAGAGCGUGAAAUUUCUUACAGUGUCGAUGUAGAUCCAGUGCAAUGAUUCAGUAGAAGACCCUCCAGAUCAGGCGGCGAGGAGCCUGGCACUGAAGGAUGAACGGAGAGGAGGAGUUCUUCGAUGCCGUCACAGGCUUUGAUUCUGAUAACUCUUCUGGGGAAUUUUCAGAGGCAAAUCAGAGAGUCACUGGCGUGAUUCAUGUGGACACCAGCAAAAGUAAUGGGAUUGGAAAAGUUGGGGAGAGGCCUCCUCAAGAGAAUGGAAUUCAAAAGCACAGGACGUCGCUGCCUGCUCCGAUGUUUACCAGAAGUGAUUUCAGCGUGUGGGGUAUAUUGAAGAAGUGCAUUGGCUUGGAGCUGUCCAAGAUCACGAUGCCCAUCGCCUUCAACGAGCCUCUGAGUUUCCUGCAACGGAUCACGGAGUAUAUGGAGCACGUGUACCUCAUCCACAAAGCCUCCUGCCAGCCCCAGCCCCUGGAAAGGAUGCAGUCUGUAGCGGCCUUUGCGGUUUCGGCUGUGGCUUCCCAGUGGGAGAGGACCGGCAAGCCGUUCAAUCCGCUCUUGGGGGAAACGUACGAGUUAACCAGGGAAGACUUAGGGUUCAGAUUCAUAUCCGAGCAGGUCAGCCACCACCCCCCCAUCAGUGCAUUUUACUCGGAGGGCCUCCAUCAGGACUUCCUGUUUCACGGCUCCAUCUACCCGAAGCUCAAGUUCUGGGGGAAGAGCGUGGAGGCGGAGCCACGUGGCACCAUCACGCUGGAGCUUCUCAAACAUAAUGAAGCCUACACGUGGACCAACCCUACCUGCUGUGUCCACAACGUGAUUAUCGGGAAACUCUGGAUAGAGCAGUACGGGACGGUGGAGAUUGUAAACCACAGAACUGGAGAUAAGUGUGUGCUUCACUUUAAACCGUGUGGAUUGUUUGGAAAAGAACUUCACAAAGUGGAAGGGUACAUUCAAGACAAAAACAAAAAGAAGCUCUUUAUGAUCUAUGGCAAAUGGACGGAGUGCUUGUGGGGCCUGGACCCCGCUGCGUACGAGUCCUUUAAGAAGCAGGAGAGGAGAACCGAUCCCCUGCGGAAGACAAAGCUGGACGACUGCCCCGAGAAGGCCGACGGUGAUGUGGUGGACGCCGUGCCGGAGGCUCAGGAGACGGUGCAGGUCAUUCCGGGCAGCAAGCUACUCUGGAGGGUCAACACCCGGCCCCCCAACUCUGCCCAGAUGUAUAAUUUCACGAGCUUCACGGUUAGCCUCAAUGAACUGGAGACGGGCAUGGAGAAGAUCCUGGCCCCCACCGACUGCCGGCUGCGCCCUGACAUCCGAGGCAUGGAGAACGGCAACAUGGAUCUGGCGAGCCAGGAGAAGGAACGGCUGGAGGAGAAGCAGCGGGAGGCCCGGAGGGAGCGGGCCAGGGAGGAGGCCGAGUGGCAGACGAGGUGGUUUCACCGAGGCAGUAACCCGUACACUGGGACCCCCGACUGGCUGUACGUGGGGGGCUACUUUGAGAGGGAUUUCUCAGGCUGCCCAGACAUCUACUGAGAGACCGGACCGGCCCCCGGCCCCGGAGACCCGAGAGGCUAGACUCCACCAAGUGGCUGCUCUGAGCUCCGGUCACAGCAGAAGCCGGCUUUCUAACGGCUGUGCGUGGAGGUGGCUCCGUCCUGGUUGAGGAUUUAAUUCUAACCAACUUCGGAUUGCCAGACGUUUUCCUACUGUUGCAGUCUCUUCAUAAAGCUUCACUUGGGAUCAUCAUGUUUCCAUUAAGGUUUGAAAAGGAAAAUUCUUUACAGUUCCCUUUUAUGUGACUGAACCAGAGCUGGGGCUGGUGUAGCUUACAGCACCCUCUUAAUUACAAAAGUUGUAAAUAAAGGAAGUACCAGGACGGGGUCCACAUUCCUCCUUAUAACGCGGUGGCAGAGUGUUUCUGAAAGUAUUUUAAAUUUGAACCAGUAACAGGAAAAGAUGGAUCUGGAAAAAAGUCCCACCAAGAGGUUUAUAACGGCCAGGAAUUGCUUUCUAGAUACAGUAACGCAAAAGUGAAGAUUUUCAAAGCAUCUGAUUGAGUGAAACGAAAAGUUGUCAGAGUCUGUAUUUUUGACCAGUCUUCAAUAAUGUAAAGAUUACUUUUGAUAUUUAAGUUCAAACUACUUGAAUAAUAUUUUGCUGAAGAGCACGAUAGGCAUUAACGUCACGUGUACACUGUCCAAAAUGAAGCAUUACCAUGACAACCGAGGGUGGCCAGAAACCUUGACAAAAAGUCCCCAGACAGCUCCCAACCCCUACAGGUUUGGGAGCCCGCCUCUGGCCCCCAGGGCUCCCCUGUCACUGCAGGCCACACCCACGUCACAGAGUGAGUCUCUCACGACAGUUGGCCUGUCCCUGCAGCACCUGUGCUCCUGUCCUGCAUGUGUGAAAUACGAGGGACCCGCCUCUGGGGGCACCGAGGCGGGGGGUCCUAGCAGUCUGCUUCCAGUGGUGUCAUUACCGUGUGUGUCCAUCUCUGCACACAUCUGCACCAGUGACUGUUUACUUUCUGUAGAGAAGCCAACGCCACCGGUCGUCGCAGAGCUCUUUGAAUUGAAGACAAUCUGCGGUGUGCACAGACGCACACCUGCAUGCGCACGCGCACACGCACGCACCUGUAUGCAGUGGUGGGUUCUCAGUGAGAGGGUGUCGGCAUUUUGUGUCCCAGCUUCAAAAUCACGUUUGUAAUUAAAACACUUUUAAAAGCAAAUCGUUGCUCUGAAGGCUUGGUUCUGUAGCUUCGGAAACCCGAGGCGCGGUAUCGGGGUCGAAUCCCAGCGCACUUGCUCAAUGGGACGCGAGCUGGGCCGCCGGCGACACACGGAAGCCCCCGAGGAUGUGAUCUUGACGUCAUGCAGAGAGGAGAUUGUGACACACCCGGUCGUUAGGAUGUGGGGGGUCCUGUGCCUCUGGUCGGGAGGUGGCGGCGGUGGCCUCCUUGCCCAGGGAGCGUGGGGGGGACCCAGGACGCGUUUAGAACAACAGUGUUUAGGGCAGUUUGACAACCUCCGUGGACUAACCCAUUUGUCACCACCUCCAAUAAUUUACCAUAAGGUUUGCAUCUCUAGGUCCUCCCUGAGGUCAGAUUCCACGUGGCCCCAGUAGCUGCUUCCUUCGCACCCGAUUCAAGAGUCAAAGGACAAAGGGCAGGAUGGCCGAUGACCUCAAAGCAUGGCCGUCGUGAUCCUUUAACCACUGUGUCCACAGAUGCUAACACCGACCAAAGCUGCCCCCUCACCUUGGCUGCCGUGACACACUGGGAUGCUGGGUGUUUCUCUCUAAUAAAGAGUUUUUCAGUGGAAUUUGCUUUUUAAAGGAUGACCUCCCACGAUCGAUGUGUCUGGCCCGUGUGGAAAGUGGUGGCCUUGUCGUUGGCCCCCAGUUUGUGACUGUGGCUUUGAGAUAGGGUCCGGGUGCUUUUUCGAGCAGUCUCGUAACUCAGGACGUCCUUGUGGGAUGAAAAGUAGAGCACACUUUACCCGAAGAACUUCACGUUUUGAUUUUGCUCCCCCUUGAAGGUAGGAUCCAGUCACGUGUCCAUCGAUUCAGUGCACGUUUACUGAGAGCCACUGGAGAGUUAGCCGCACAGACGUCUCAGAGCAUGUUUCAUGGAAGAGAGAAACGUUACGUGCACGCCGGUGCUGGCUAGAUUUAACAGGCCACCUGCUGUUGGCGACCAAUGGCCGUGCCUGGGUCUCUGUGCCACACAGGUCCGUGCCAGGAGGGGUACUGCUCUCCCUGGCGGGGUCAAGGGUCAGGGCAUCCCCAGCACUGGCUGGCCGGCUGCGGGCCCCGGUCGUGAGAAGGCAUCGGAGAAGCGGGCCCCGGCCCUCACGGGCAUCACCGCGUUCGGCCACUCCGGGCUGCCGCGAAAGCCAGGACCCUCCGGGAUAUAGCAUGGUGGCUCUGGAAGGGGUGAAACGAGGGUGCCAGGCGGACCUCUCAGCCUCCACAGGGAAACGGAAGCCGGCAGUGGCCCCAGGCAGGGCCCCUGAGGAGCAGCCCCGAUGGUUUUCUUGGCCACAGUCUCCGUUUCAUAGUCUGUCUCCAAGGACGAUGCGGGCUCGUGGAAGGAUCUUCCCGAAACACGGGGAGAAGAACCCAGUACAGCGCCGAUGGCCUCCGGGCGCCCGGGCCGAUGCUGCUGGCCACUUGUGCCAAUGAGCGUGGAGCUGUCCAGGUGGAGGCGUUGCCAUCUGCUUGCUGGGUCCUCGUCAGGACCUGAGGCCAGGAAAUCAGAACAGGACGAGAGAAGGGCCGGGCAUCUCCCGCGAGCCAGCCAGCCCUCCGGGUCGCCCCAGCAAGAAGCUUCCUCUCAGGACACCUGCUCCCGGGAAAAGGUGCUGCCCGCGGAGCCGGGGAUCUACAGGUCUGGCAAGUCUCACGUAUCCACCAAGAACAAUGGAAUGAAGACAUCGUUUAAAAUGCUAAUAAGCUUCCAAAAAUCGGAAGCGAGAAUAGCCCUCCUCCUGUCUACCCUUGCGUGCUAGAAGGGGAGGGCACUGCUCCGUGAAGCCUCGCGUCCUGUGUGGAGCAGUCGGCCCUGCAGGAGAGUUCAGUCGAUAGACAGUUCCUACUGGUCCUGGCUUCAUCUUCCAAAGGAUCUUCCUAUGUCCAAAGUGGGUGCGAAGAUUGGGGUCCCCUGACAAAAGGGCCUGUCGCCAGACCUGCAGGACGUCAAGUGGUGUUUCCCUCAGUGCACGUCAUCUUUGGGCCUACCUUGUACGUUCUCAGUGUCGGUUUCUUCGCAAAGUGAAAAUGCCAUUUUGGUAUUUCUCGAUACGAGUUUCCUGGACCGUCAGCCCUCAACUGGAUGCACUGCUCCAUUCCGUCUUUGUGAACCAGCCACCCUGGGCCAAACGUCUGGUGAAGGGCUACUUGGUCUCUGCAGAGGGUGACAGCGCACAGACAGGGCCCUUCCUCCAUUGUCCCACGAACACUGUUUGUCCUAUCCGUGCAGCACGAGAACGUCAGGCGAGAAAACACAUAGUGAAACGGAUUUAUUGUUAUAAUUUUGUAAUACGUGAUAACUGUCAAUAUUCUUCUAUAUAAACAGAAUCAACCAUUCUCAGAUUUUUGGGGAGGCCUGGACGGAUCUGUGGAGAUAAAUGUUAAACCCUAGCCCUGAAUAGAGAUUCUUUGCAAACGGGUGGUAGUUGACAUUUGUUUCACACUGAACAAUUUUUCACUGUCUGCUGCUCUGGCCUCUCUGGCGAGGACUGCAAAGCAGCUGUGGAUGUGUCCUUGAGACCAGGCGUCAGACGUUUGGCCUGUGUGUUCUUUAGGGUGGCCCAGUUAACGGAUUGUUUCAGAAAACUGCUUGUUACAGCGAAGAGGGGGCUCAGGGGCACAUGAGGUGGAUGAAGGGGUCUGGGUUCUCUGGGCAGCGAGGAGCUCUGAUGGACUCUCUUCCCUCCUGGGGGUUGGAGCCUGUUGCUGGAAGCAACGGAAUGCCCAGAACACAGUGUUCGCUUGACUCAGAGGUCCCUGUGCCCGACCUGCUGCCCUAGGUGCCCAGCAGCUGUGCGCUUCCCAGGAGGGUGAGCUGAGAGGAGGUGGUGAUUCCAGUAGCCACGGCGGCUCCUGGCAGAGGGACAGACUGUCCACACGACUUUAAUAUCCUGGGAAUGCCCAGGUGCAUAGAUGUGGGGCUCCACCACGGCCAUGGUGUCUGACUGUGGGGACCACAGAGCAUCAGCCCUGCCAGAGCCCGGGCCUGGUGUCCUGGGUGCUUAAUCUCCACAAUUACCAUCCAGUCUGACCCAUCGAGGAGGAAGGGGAGGCGCAGGAAGGUGGGCUUGCCUGAGGUUUCAGAGCAGGUAAGUAGAGGACAUGGAAUUCAAACCUUGACAUACAGUGAAACUCACUCACCCUUGUGUGCAGUUGACAGAUUGAUACCAUCUUGUAACCAUCAACGCAAUCAACAUAUAUAGUUUAAUGGCAAGGUUCAAGUGGGAAAGGACUGUCUUUUCAACGAAUGGUGUUGGGAAAACUGGAUAUUUACAUGCCAAAGAACAGAAUUGAUCCUGACCUCACACCAUAUACAAAAAUCAACUCAGAAGGGAUCAGAGAGCUAAACAACAAAACUCUCAGAAGAAAAUAUAGAGCACAGAGUUCACAACUUUGGACUUGGGAAUUAUUUCUUGGAUAUAACACCAAAGGCACAGGCAACAAGAAAAAAAAAACCAGACAAGUUGGACUUUAUGAAAAUGUAAACACAUUUUGUGCAUCAGACACUAGCAUCAGAGUAGAAAGGCAAUGGGAGAAAAUAUUUGCAAAUCAAACAUCUGAUAGCAGAUUAAUAUCUAGAAUAUAUAGAGAACUCCUAAAACUCAAUAACAACAAAAAAAACCUGAUUCAGAAAUAGGCAAAGGACUUGAAUAAACAUUUUUCUGAAGGAGAUGCACCAAUGGCCAAUAAGCAUGUGAAAACACGCUCAGCAUCAUUAAUCAUCAGAGAAAUGAAAAAGCUACAACGAGGGCUUCCCUGGUGGCGCAGUGGUUGAGAGUCCACCUGCCGAUGCAGGGGACGCGGGUUCGUGCCCUGGUCCGGGAAGAUCCCACAUGCCGCGGAGCGACUGGGCCCGUGAGCCGUGGCCACUGAGCCUGCGCGUCCAGAGCCUGUGCUCCACAACGGGAGAGGCCACAACAGUGAGAGGCCUGCAUACCGCAAAAAGAAAAAAAAAGCUACAACGAGAUACCGCCUCAUACCCAUUAGGAUGGCGAGUAUUAAAAAAAAAAAAAAAAAAACAAAACCCAAAAAAUCCAGAAAACAAGAAGUUUGGGCAAGGAUGUAGAGAAACAGGAACCCUUGUGCACUGUUGGUAGGAAUAAAAUGAUACAGCCACUGUGGCAAACAGUAUGGCGGUUCCUCAAAAAAUUAAUAAUAGAAUUACCAUGUGAUCCAGCAAUUCCAUUUCUGAGUAUUUGCCCCCAAAAAUUGAAAGUAGGGCCUUGAAGCAAUAUUGGUUCAGUAAUGUUCAUAGCAGCAUUAUUCACAAUAGCUGAAUCGUGGAAACAACCCAGGCAUCCACGCACUGAUGAAUGGAUAAGCAAAAUGGGGGGUAGACGUACAUACAGCGGAAGAUUAUUCAGCCUUAAAAAGGAAGGAAAUUCUGACAUGUGCUACAGCACAGAUAAAACUCGAGGAUAUUAUGCUAAGUAAAAAAAGCUAGUCACAGAAAGACAAGUACUGCCCAAUUUCAUAUAUAGGAGGUACUGAGGGUAGUCAGAUCCAUAGGGACAGAAGGUAGAAUGGUGCUGGGGUCGGGGACAGAGCGGGUGGGGAGUCAGUGUUAAUGCAGACAGUUUCAGUUUUACAAAACGAAAAGUCUGAAGAUGGAUGGUGGUGAUGGCGUCACAGCAUUAUGAAUGUAUUUACUACCACUGAACUGUACAUUUAAAGAUGAUUAGGAUGGUAAAUUUUCUGUUACGUGUUAUUUUACCACAAUAAAAACAAAUUGGAAAAAAAAAUCAGUGGUCGCCAGGGGUUACAGAAGAGGGAGGGAAGGAAAAGGCAAAGCACAGAGGAUUUUCAGGGUAGGGAAGAUGCUCUGUAUGAUGCUAUAAUGGACACAUGUCACUAAGCAUUUGUCUGACCCGUGGAUUCAAGACAAAGCAUGAACCCUGAUGUAAACUCUGGACCCUUGGGGACAUGAUGUGUCCACGUAGGCGCAUGGAUUGUAGCAAACACGCCGCUCUGGUGGGGAUGCGGAUGGCGGGAUGUGGAUGGCGGGGAAGCCUGUGGGGUUGUGUGGGAACGCUAUACUUUCUGCUCAGUUUUGGUGUGAACCUAAAAUUGCUCUAAAAAAGAAAAUCUACUGUUAAACAAAGAAAAAGAAAACAACAACAAAAGCACCUGCCAAACUGUUUCCUCAAGUGGCCGUGUGCCAUUUUGUAUUUCCAACACCAAAGACUCCACAGCACUUAGUAUUGUCAGUUUUCUUUUUUUUUUAGCCAUUCUAAUAGGUGUGUUUUAAUUUGCGUUUUCCUUAUGAAUAAUGCCGUCCACCACCCUUUCCUGCAUGUCAGGUCACCUGUACACCCUCCUUAUGAGACGUUUGGGCGCGUCCUUGCCAGCUUCCUUGUUGCCACCCCUGUGCCCACAGUCGCUGCACCCCCUGCCUUUCACCUGAGGGAGGCACUGAGGCUCAGGGAGACGGGCUGGGUUCACAGAGCCCACGCUGGGGUGGGCGCUCGGACUGGCCUCCACGAUGCCCGUCUACCUGUAGCUUGUUUCCUUACUGUAGACUUUUCAUGGAAACUAGUGAAAGUGUAUAAAGCUUUGUUUUUUGAGCCCUCCCAGGGCACAGGCUUCCUUGGCUCGGGGACAGGAAAUGUGCGUUUGGGGCCCCUCUGAGGUCACUGCCCAGAUGGGAAGCACCAUCUCCAGGUUCUGGAAGGCUGGCUUCCCUGUGGCCUCUGGGGGAAGCUUUUUAACUUAUCAAGACUUUGGACAAGUAACACCUGCCUGCUGGCCCCUUCUCAGGGAAGCCAGAUUGGUUUCCUUACUUUUUUCUUGCCUGGUUUCCCAAGGCCCAGGACGGUAUUGCUGCGGGGGUGGUGACCGUGGUCACAGGUCACAGAAUUGCUUCACGUUCGCCGUUCCCACCGCUUUGGUCUCUGGAAUCCUCUAGUUUCUCAAAAAUGAUCAAGAACCCCACAGAGCUUUUGUGUUAUGUGAGUUUUAUCUAUGGAUAU
This is a messenger RNA of Globicephala melas (long-finned pilot whale), 8861 nucleotides long. RefSeq names its product oxysterol binding protein like 2 (gene OSBPL2). Gene Ontology annotation, molecular function: cholesterol binding. Gene Ontology annotation, cellular component: perinuclear endoplasmic reticulum; plasma membrane; cytosol. The record is from RefSeq and is a predicted model, not a curated record. NCBI's taxonomy places the organism in Eukaryota, Metazoa, Chordata, Mammalia, Artiodactyla, Delphinidae.